CCGCCGUGAUUAUUAUUCAUCAAGUAAAUAACAAUCUUUUUAAGGAGUUGAAUCGAGAUAAAUAAAAGCAGUUGACUUGAUGUGGUGCUUCAUGGGUUGUUUUUGUACAGACAUUUGUCUGUUUUUUUGUUCACGUGUUUAUUAAUUAGAAACCUUGUCUAGAGCAACGAAACGCUGAAGUAUCCAACACGUACAAACAACUUUUAUUUUGGUGAUAAACAGGAAGUGCACUGGUGUCUUCGCGUUUCACGAGCUGUGAUGCUGUGAGUAGGACAAGUUUCAUCAUGAUCAGAGUCUACUACGUCAUCGGGGUUGCACUUUUUACAUUAGAAACUCCUCUAAUCCAGGCUCUAUUAGAAAAUCCAGACGAUUGCUGUGGAAGAACACAGAAAAUGAAUGAAACCUGUGUAAACAGCACGCACUGUGGGUGUCUCCAUGUCUUGGAGAACAGCACUGUUCGGUGUGUACAAUGCGACACGCAGACUUCAGAUGUGGAGAACCUGACACUGUGCAAUAUCACUGUUGAACGCACCUCAAUAUCCACAAAAGUCAAGAUAGGUGGUCCAGGUGUAGCAGCAUCUGUCCUUUUGGGCACUUUGCUGAUCAGUCUCUUCCUCAUACUCUCUGUCGCCUCCUUCUUCUACCUCAAACGCUCUAACCGUCUCCCUGGUGUGUUCUAUAGACGCAAAGCUUUCAUAUUUCAACCCAGUGAAACUGCUGUUAUGAUGCCUGCUGCAUCAUCCUCAGUGCGCAAACCAAGAUAUGUCAGGAGAGAACGGCCUUCAGCAGCUGCAGCAGUGGGCAGCAGUACCACCAUGUCGGUGGGACCUGUAACAAAGGUGUAUAAUGUAACCGUCCAGUAGUGAUGAAGAGGUGACGCCAUGUUUUUUGUUUUUAUUUGACUUUAGUGGGAUAAAAGUGUUUUUUUUUUUUUUGUUUGUUUUUGGUACAUUCUUUGUAUAGAUGCUUAUGUUUACUUGUUUGCACAAAAAAAUCUGCUCCAUUCAUUAUUAGGAUAUUUUAUUUUUAAUAUCACAUUUCUAGUUUUUUUUACAUUUUUUUUUAAUGCUUUACUUAAGUAUUACCUUCGGCUUUGAGUUUAAAAUAAUUUUUAUAAAGAGACACUAAUAUUUGCACAUUAGCUGUUUUCCCCAUUUCUGGACCAAAUAGCAGCCAUUAUCUUUUUUAUAGUGUCUGACCAGCUCCUUUUAGAAUUAUCUUAUAGAUUAUAUGUACUGUUAGGAAAACAAAAAUUGAGUCAUUAAAUGGCUCAAAUUUACAGAUGAAUGUCAGCCCAAAGAUGCUGCCUUAAGUAUUCAGAACACUUACCAAACUGUCAAUAUUAUAGCCUUGGAUGAAGGACAUGAUGCAUGCCUUAUAUAUAAUUCUCACAGGCUGAUUUGGAGCUCAUUAAAAGCACCAACCAACAUCUUAAGGGUGCUUUUAAUGACCACUCCUACUUCCCCUAUGUUCCCUUCUGUGAAAGCACUAGAUUUUAGCCAAAUAAUGACCUUCAAAAAAAGAACAAAAGGUUUCAUGCUGAUUGCACUAUUAUAGAAAUGACUUUUACUUUGCAUGUUGGAUCCAAAAGAACCGCCAAAUCUAGUAUUUAUCAUGUUAAUUUGCCACAGAAACCGAUUUUGAAUGUGUUUUGGGGCGCUGUUUAUUAAUUGUACCAUUGAAGUGCCAAAAAGAGGCAGCAUACAACGUGUUGUCAUGGUUAAGGCCUUAAAACUGUUUAAUUUUGGAGAUAUCUAAUAGUGGUGUUACGAAUAUUUGUACAAUAGAUCACAUAAUUUAAGCCGUCUGUAUUUGCCUAUUUUUUUUUUUUUUUUGGCAGUGGGUUUUGAUGUCUAUUUACCUUCAUGUGGUCGAUGGGAAAAAUUUAGUUGUUAGUUAGCUGGUUGAAUAGUAGCAAAAAUAAAUUACAUCUUUUGGGAAUUUUAGUAGCUGUUGUGAGUAUUAACACUGAUUGUAAAGAUGUUUCUAAUACUCAUUUAUUAGCUGUUGUGCAGCGACUGGGAACUAUGUAUAUAUAUAUAUAUGUUGUUUAUAUACUGGGGGUAUAGAUCUAUGAUGCUGUAUUCUUUGUAUGGUGGUGCUCUACUUGUAAUAAAUGUUAAA
Messenger RNA from Clarias gariepinus (North African catfish), 2124 nucleotides. It is a transcript of the gene c6h1orf159, whose product is annotated as chromosome 6 C1orf159 homolog. Bases 285 to 863 code for a protein of 192 amino acids. Lineage: Eukaryota; Metazoa; Chordata; Actinopteri; Siluriformes; Clariidae. The record is from RefSeq and is a predicted model, not a curated record. The transcript has 9 exons.